GAGAUCCGAGAACAUGCAUUGUGCAGACUCAAGGGGAAGACUCUUUUCGAUGGUGAGGGACGAAUCUUCAACGGUGCGCAAGUGGGUCUUCAUAGGGCUGACUUAGUCACGCUUUGUGGCUUGGCUGCCGUGGCUGAGGAAAAGGAGGGCGCUACGUCAUGCCUCACAUUCUACAAUAUCAGCAUCGACUAUGUCUACUUUUGACAAGCUCUUCGCAAAGGGUAAGGCUAAGGUGAAGGAGUUUCAGGCUCAACACCAAGGAGGGCAGUCACAGCACCAACAAGGCUAUCCGGGGCAACAACCACAACAAGGUUACCCGCAACAGCCGCAGCAGGGCUACAACCAGCAACAACAGUACUCGCAAGCGCAAUACUCUGGUAGCCAAUAUCCUCCACAGCAAUAUCCUUCCCAAAACCAGUACCAGCAGCAGUACCAACAACCUCAACAGCAGCAAUGGGGUGGUCCACCAAAUCAAUGGCAGCCGCAGCAACAACAGAAUUGGGGCCCACCACCACCUCAGCAGAAGCAGGGCUUUGCACCGCCUAUCCCACAGAAUAAGCCGCAUUCUCCGGCGCCUCCUAUUCCACAGAACCGCCCUACAUCUUCGCAACCUCCACCACCGCAAAACAUCCCACCGCCCUAUAGCGAGAAGGUGUACUGGAAGCCGUCCUUCGAUGCAGCAACACCUGUCUCUCAGAACUUCAGGCACGAGCUGGGCGAUCACGGCUGGGGCAACGACGAGAAGCAGAACUACACCGACUCGCUCUCAAACUCCUUCCACCACGACAACCGCCUCGUUGUGCGCGGUCUCGUUCAAAACGGCAGCUACACGUCUGCAAGAUUGACGUCUCAUCAGACGUUAUCUAGGCCAAGAGGCUACAUCGAAGCCACCACCCUCCCACCCAGCGCCCCUGGCAUCUGGCCUGCGUACUGGAUGCUCCCCUGUGAGCCGUUCAACUGGCCCGGCGACGGCGAGGUGGAUAUCAUGGAGAAUUGGAACGACGAGAAAACGAACCACUCGUGCUUACACUGGGGUCACUACAACGGCGGAGAUGCGCAGAAGCAUAGGGUGGUGCAGACGCCACUGCCAGAUCUCACGACGAAGCCGCAUACGUAUGGCUUUGCGUGGAUCGAGGAGGAAGGCAUUCCAGAGUGGCGAGGCAGGCUAAUUUGGUAUAUCGACGGCAGACCGGUGAUGAAGGGCAACAUUCCGGCAGGCUCAAGGCGCAUGGAAGACUACAGGAUACUCAUCAAUAUUGCCAUGGGUGGAACUUGCAACAAGGGCAAGCUGCCAAAUGAUGGUUACUACGAUUUGGUUGUCAGCGACCUAAAGAUGUGCGAAGAGCCGGUUGGAGGCUGGCAGGCCUUCGAGCAAGCGUGGAAUUCUACACCUGAGGGUAAAGUCAUGUAGAAGCCAGAGAUGCAGUACCAACCAUCACAUGCAUCUCGAUUUCAUUUCACCAAAUUCGUCCUCAAAUGGGUCCGUCGAGUAUGUCAGUAAUGUGCGCUUCCCGAAUUGACUGGGUGUUCGAACUGAGAGGUACACCAAUCAGGCUCCAACAGUAGCCACCUCAGUGCGAGAUGCAUGAGGCGGAUCAGGGUCUUCGCGUUUGUUCAAUGCUGUAUAGGCUGCGUGCACGUCGUUGACCGGGAUCUAGCAGAUUGGAAGCAUAGCGCGAUCGAGGCCACACAGGACAGCUUGGAAAAAAAAAACAUCUUGGGC
This is a messenger RNA of Macroventuria anomochaeta, 1723 nucleotides long. RefSeq names its product glycoside hydrolase family 16 protein. The record is from RefSeq and is a predicted model, not a curated record. Lineage: Eukaryota; Fungi; Ascomycota; Dothideomycetes; Pleosporales; Didymellaceae. The coding region runs from base 191 to 1411 and encodes 406 amino acids. Gene Ontology annotation, molecular function: hydrolase activity, hydrolyzing O-glycosyl compounds. Gene Ontology annotation, biological process: carbohydrate metabolic process. The transcript is spliced from 2 exons.